GGUCCCAGUUUGGGAUUGAACCAAUCCCAGUUUGGGAAUGAACUGGUCCCAGUUUGGGAAUGAAUCAAUCCCAGUCUGGGAAUGAACCGGUCCCAGUUUGGAAAUUAAACUGGUCCCAGUUUGGGAGUUAAACUGGUCCCAGUUCCGGAUCCCGCUCCCGGAAUUUUCCGCGAUCGGGAUUUUGGGUUCCCGGGAUCGAAUUUCAGGCCCCGCCCGGGGGCGGCUCCCGGCGGCUCCUCGGAGGAAUUUUCCCCUUCCCGGAUUUCUCCGCCAGCUCCAACUUUUAACCCAAAAAAAAACAAAAAAAAAGAAAAUUUUGGGGGAUUUUUUCCCGCCGGGAAGCGCCGCUGGAAAUGGGAAUUUCCCCUCUGGAGCGCCGCGUGCUGAUCCCAGGCCCCCCGCCAUGCGGCACUGCUUCUACAACGAGUCCGUCGGCUUCUUCUACAACAACAGCCGCAAGGAGCUGAGCGCGACAUGGCGGCCCCGGGACGCGCUGCUGCUGGCGCUGGGCCUGGCGCUCGGCGCCGCGGUGCUGCUGGCCAACCUGCUGGUCAUCGCCGCCGUGGCCACCAACCGCCGCUUCCACCACCCCAUCUAUUAUCUCCUGGCCAACCUGGCGGCCGCGGACGUCUUCGCCGGCGUGGCCUACAUGUUCUUGAUGUUCCACACCGGGCCUAGAACCGCCCAGUUGUCGCUCAAGACUUGGUUCGUCCGGCAGAGCUUGUUGGACACCAGUUUGACGGCUUCGGUGGUCAACCUGUUGGCCAUCGCGGUGGAGCGGCACCGCACGGUGCUGAGCGUGCAGCUGCACAGCGAGAUGUCCGCCCAGCGCGUGGUGGGCUUGAUCUUCUCCAUCUGGGCGGCGGCGCUGCUGCUGGGCUUGAUCCCGUCCUACGGGUGGCACUGCCUGUGCUCCUUGGAGAGCUGCUCCAGGAUGGCGCCGCUCUACAGCCGCAGCUACUUGACCUUCUGGGCCAUCUCCAACCUGCUGGUGUUCCUGGUCAUGGUGAUGGUCUACGGGCACAUCUUCGUCUACGUCAGGAGGAGGAUGGCGCGCAUGGCGCGGCACACGGGCGCGCACCCGCGGCACCGCGACACCGUGCUGGCGCUGGUCAAGACCGUCACCAUCGUCCUGGGUGCCUUCGUGGUGUGCUGGACCCCGGGCCAGGUGGUUCUGCUGCUGGACGGGCUGGGCUGCCAGAGCUGCGACGUUCUGGCCGUGGAGAAGUACGUGCUGCUGCUGGCCGAAAUUAACUCCCUCAUUAACGCCAUCGUUUACUCGUGGCGCGAUAACGAGAUGAGGAACACCUUCCGACGGAUCCUGUGCUUCCCGUGCCUCCGGAAUUCCAAAUACGCCGCUCCGGAGCGAGGGCUGAGCUCCCACAACGGCCACUUCACCGUCGAUUCUUCCAUUUAGGGGUUUUUUGGGGUUUUUUUUGGGAUUUUUGGGGUUUUUUUGGGAUUUUUGGGGUUUUUUUGGGUGCGGCCCAAAGGGCUGUGGGGCUCCGAGGUGGGAAUUUUUCUUGGGAAAGUCGUGGUGGAGGAGGGAUUGUGGGGUUGAGGAGGGGUUUGGAUUCCUGGUGGGCUCCAAAAUCCAAAUUUCCAUGGAAAAUUCCUGGUGGGAUCAAGGAUUGAGAAGAAUUUUGGAGCCCAGGGAGGCUCCAGCAUCCAAAUUUCCAUGGAAAACUCAGGAUCGAGGUGGUUUUGAGGGAUUUGGGAGAACCUUGGAUUCCUGGUGGGCUCCAAAAUCCAAAUUUCCAUGGAAAACUCCUGGUGGGAUCAAGGAUAGAG
Taeniopygia guttata (zebra finch) is the source of this 1791-nucleotide messenger RNA. Lineage: Eukaryota; Metazoa; Chordata; Aves; Passeriformes; Estrildidae. The record is from RefSeq and is a predicted model, not a curated record.